Molecule: messenger RNA, 2317 nt
Organism: Gigantopelta aegis
Lineage: Eukaryota; Metazoa; Mollusca; Gastropoda; Neomphalida; Peltospiridae
Product: sialin-like
Exons: 11
Coding region: 511-2241 (576 amino acids)
Biological process (GO): monoatomic anion transport; transmembrane transport
Molecular function (GO): transmembrane transporter activity
Source: RefSeq, a predicted model, not a curated record
GUUCAAAGGUCGUGUAAACUCGGCUACAUUGUACGUGAGAACACGGGUAGUUGAACAAUGCAACAUCGUAUUGCCUACACAGGGGUUACCCACGGUGAAUGUGUUUAGGUGCAUUGUAGCGUUUGACCAUGAACUCCAUUGUUUCCUCUUCUUUUUUCUUUUUUUUUUUCUUUUUUUUUUCGUCUCGAGAGUCGUAAAACUUAAUAUGAACCAAAUUCCAUUAUAGCAAUAACGCUGUAGAAAUAAGUAAAUAAUUAUAAUAAAAUUUUAAUAUUUAUGGAAAUGUUUAAAUAUCCUGAAGGAAUGAAGGAGUGUUUUAUUUAACGACUCACUCAACGCAUUUUAACUACGGUUAUAUGGUUAUAUAGAGUCGUAAAAAUUAAUAUGAACCAAAUUCCAUGUAGGAACAGACGGGCAGUAAAUAUGUAUUAGUAUUCUGUGAGAGAUGUUCUAAAAAUAGAAUCCAUCCUCUUUCUUUUCACGCUGAUUACUGCAAUCGCUAAAGAAGAAAUGGAGUUUACAGAAUGUAGCAGUUUUGACAGAAGCAAGGAUACCGAAGAAGUGGAGUUUACUCAACGUAGCAAUUUUGACAGAAGCGAGGUCCCUUUUUGGACAUCAUCACGUCUACAACUAGCGUUCCUGGGAUUUUGGGGUUUUGCUAAUCUCUACGCCUUACGAACAAAUUUGAGUGUGGCUAUUGUGUGCAUGGUGAACCAAACAGCGCUUGAAAUUCUUCAAAACGUGUCCGAUUUUUCUGAAUGUGAGGGACGCACUGUUUCUGAUUCUUCAAACGUCACAACACCUCAAAGAUUGUCAGAGGAUGGGACACAUGUUUGGGAUAAAACAGUACAAGGUCUUGUCCUCGGAUCGUAUUUCUGGGGCUAUGUCAUUUCUCAGAUUCCUGGUGGCUGGCUGGCCACACGCUUUGGUGGGAAGAGAGUGUUUGGAUGGGGCAUUUUCCUGUCAGCAUUGUUGACUCUCAUCACCCCCGUGAUUUCCAAUGUCAGUUACGUUCUUCUUAUGAUCAUCAGAAUACUGCUUGGUGCAGCAUCACUGGCAGCUUGUCGCAGACGAGAGUCCAAUCGGGUUGGUCGGAUGUCUUUGGUAUGGUGGCCGCAGACACGUUCCUCCUCUUGGACUCCCGCUGGACCGCCGCUGGAACCGCAACAACUUCCGGAGGCGCUGAUGAGCUGGCUGGGGGGGUCACUAAUGACCACAUGUCCCGUCUCCAUCUGCGUUGGCACACAGUUUGGUAAUGUAAUGACAUUUGUUCUGUCUGGAUUUCUAUGCAAGUACGACUUUGCUGGAGGUUGGCCAUCUAUCUUCUAUGUACUGGGUGGCGUGUCUUUGAUAUGGGUUGCUCUUUGGGGUUUGCUGGUCAGCGAUUCCCCAGCUCAGCAUAAACGGAUAUCUAAAAUUGAGAAGAAAUAUAUAGAUCACUGUUUGGAAGACAGUAUAAAGUAUUCUGACGAAAAGGCAUUAUAUAUUCCAUGGACGAAGAUAGCAAAGUCGCUUCCGGUCUGGGCUAUUAUCGUGAGCAACACAACGUCGGACUGGGGAGAGUUCACGCUAAUCACUAACAUCCCAACAUACAUGAAGGAAGUACUCAAGUUUGAUAUAUUCACGAAUGGUCUGUUGUCAGCGCUGCCGUACGUCUUCCUGUGUCUGGUGAUCAACGUGUCGGGCUGGCUGGCAGAUUUUGUCAGGGAAAAAGAAAUACUUUCUACUACAGCCACAAGGAAAUUGUUUGAUACAUUUGGUAAAUUUGUUCCAGCUAUAAUGUUGAUCGGCCUGGGGUACGUGGAUUGCACCCAACCUGUCACGGGCGUUGUUCUUUUGAUGAUCGGAGUGUGUCUCACAGGUUUUUGUUACGGCGGUUUCAUUGUCAACCACAUCGACAUUGCGCCAGCUUAUGCCGGCAUUCUCUUCGGCAUAACCAAUUCUAUUGCGGCAGUCACAGGAUUUAUCUCCCCUGUUGUAGUGGGCGUCAUAACAAGCAAGAGGCAAACAAGAACUGAAUGGCAGUAUGUGUUUUUGAUUACUGCAGCCAUUUAUGGCUUUGGCGCCAUCUUCUAUAUUAUCUUCGCAUCAGGAGAGCUCCAGCCGUGGGCGCAAUACACACAAAUAUCGGAAGUGGAAAUAUUGGUAAAACCUGAAGAUGACAACCAUGAUGGAAAACUGAAAACCGUAACUGGUAGAAAAACUUUCAAAAAGUUUCAUAAAUAUGCCAAAAUCAAAUGAGGGUACUAUAUCAACUGAUUUUGAAAACUGAUCAAUCUAAUUAAAAUUAGCUCCACUAUUACAUGUGGAUCUAAAG